CAGCAGACAUGUUAUGGCAGUAAAACACAGGUGUAACUAAACAUUCAAAAUCGCUGCAUUCAAUUUAGGUGCCAGGACCCUGGUGCUGUCUGACUGUAAAUCAGAGAUGAAUGGAAUUCUAAUUAAGGUCGUAACUGUCACUCGUGCUCUCCUACUACGACAAAUUAAAAUAUCUUCCAUGAAUAAAAGUCACACACCUGUCCACACCUUUGUUUGCUCUGACUCCAUAGUUACCCAUCUCCACUUUCUGCUGACUGUAGACUGUGUUUGUUCCAUCCUGGCCUCCACAAUCUUACCUCCUCUGUCGCCCCCACCCCAGUGGCGCUCCCAGACACACACCACCUCCUGGGCCCUCUGCGUCUCUGGUCCAGGUCUACAGGAAUGUUGAGUGUCUCUACAGCCCCCCUCCCUGGAGAUUAGACUUCGCCAUGCGUGCCCCCCUCACUUCAUUCCAUUCCAAAGUGUGCCCCCUAAGAGCUGCCGCAUUUUUAUCUGAGCCCGGUGAUUGUGACAGAUUGGCCAAAUGACACACAUACACAGACACACAUUCGCGGACGCACAAUGAGGCGCAAACAGAGGGAGGCUGCUUCGCUCAGGGAGGGACCAGAGAGUGCCAGACUCCAGCUAUAAAACCCUCCCAGGAUGAGGCCGGUGUCCUGCUCUGAGCUGGACAGUACCUCUUUCUGUUGUGCCAGGACACUGUCAGGACAGGCAGCAGACGAGCCUCCAACAUGAACGACAUCUACAAGGCAGCGGUUGAACAGCUGACAGAUGAACAGAAAAAUGAGUUCAAGGCCGCCUUUGACAUCUUCGUCCAAGACGCAGAGGACGGCUGCAUCAGCACCAAGGAGCUGGGGAAGGUGAUGAGGAUGCUGGGUCAGAACCCCACACCGGAGGAGCUGCAGGAGAUGAUUGACGAGGUGGACGAAGACGGGAGUGGCACGGUAGACUUCGAUGAGUUCUUGGUCAUGAUGGUGAGAUGCAUGAAGGAUGACAGCAAAGGAAAGUCGGAGGAAGAGCUGGCAGAGCUGUUUCGAAUGUUUGACAAAAACGCAGACGGUUACAUUGACCUGGAAGAGCUGAAGAUGAUGCUGGAAUCUACAGGAGAGGCAAUUACUGAGGAUGACAUCGAGGAACUGAUGAAAGACGGGGACAAGAAUAACGACGGCAAAAUUGACUACGAUGAAUUCUUGGAGUUCAUGAAAGGAGUGGAGUAAUCCUGAACAAGACAAGAUCCAGAGUGUUAUUUUUCUAUUUCUCUGUGACUCCACGGUCAUCUGUGGAAAACUGGAAGCCACUGAAAGAAACAAUGGGACGACUUUGCAAGAUUUAGUCAAAUACUGCAUCUGAAUGUUUCUGUAUUUUUCUAUCACCUCUUGCAUUGUUGUAAAUACAGCUUGUGACAACUUUUGGUGCCCAGGUAGAUUGAAUUUGUGUAAAUCUAUCAAAAAUUACUUGUAUUUUCUAUAGAUGUUGAGCAGUAUUCCCCUUCUGGCUGCUUUUUAAAGUCAACAUGGUGUUUGUUUCUGGUUAAAUCGUAUCUCUGAAGUGCCACAGUCAGUUUACAAAUCUUCUUACUGAGAGAUAUUGUUUACCUGGGCAGAAAAUGUAUGUGUGCACACAGCAAAACAACUCCAUGAUCAACAUAGUUUUACACCAAGCUCUGGUAGACUAAUCAUUUUGUUGAAGCCAGUCUGUAGUGAUCCAUAUUAUGAUGUACACGUUGUAUACAUUUCUGUAAGUACCCUCAGGACUUUUUAUUCCCCUCAUGUCCCUGCAACGUCUGCAUGUUUCUACAUGAAAGGUCUGUUUGGAAUGUGCGCUCAUGUAAUAAACCAGAUGCAUUUGA
Amphiprion ocellaris (clown anemonefish) is the source of this 1849-nucleotide messenger RNA. RefSeq names its product troponin C type 1a (slow) (gene tnnc1a). Gene Ontology annotation, cellular component: myosin II complex. The coding region runs from base 732 to 1217 and encodes 161 amino acids. The transcript is spliced from 6 exons. The record is from RefSeq and is a predicted model, not a curated record. NCBI's taxonomy places the organism in Eukaryota, Metazoa, Chordata, Actinopteri, Pomacentridae. Gene Ontology annotation, molecular function: calcium ion binding.